AUGGACGAGCUGCAAUCUAAGCCCGAAACUGCCCCUGGUCAGGCUUUGGUUGUGGCUGAGGUGCCAUCGAACGACGCCGUUGCAACGGAAGCUGCUGGAGCAGAUGCAACGGAAGCUGCUGGGGCAAAUGCAACGGAAGCUGCUGGAGAAAAUGAGUGCAAAGCUAUCGUUGUAGCACCCGAGAAUAUCGCCCUGGCACAAGUAGCGAAAGAGAAACAGAUGUCCUAUGUGAAAGCAUGGGAAGAAAGUGAAAAGGCCAAAGCAGAUAACAGAGCUAAUAAGCAUGUCUCAGCGGUAGCUGCUUGGGAAGACAAAAAGAAGGCAGCUCUUGAAGCUGAGUUGAAAAAAAUAGAGGAAAAACUGGAGAAAAAGAAAGCACAAUAUGUUGAAAAGAUGAAAAACAAGAUGGCUUUAGUUCGCAAGGAAGCAGAGGAGAAGAGGGCAAUGAUUGAAGCCAAGCGUGGUGAAGAAGUUCUGAAGGCAGAGGAACUUGCUGCAAGAUACCGUGCAACAGGAACCUCUCCAAAGAAGACCGUGGGCUGCUUUUGA
Molecule: messenger RNA, 549 nt
Organism: Sphenostylis stenocarpa
Lineage: Eukaryota; Viridiplantae; Streptophyta; Magnoliopsida; Fabales; Fabaceae
Source: the annotation of a GenBank genome assembly